Molecule: messenger RNA, 1446 nt
Organism: Penicillium diatomitis
Lineage: Eukaryota; Fungi; Ascomycota; Eurotiomycetes; Eurotiales; Aspergillaceae
Exons: 1
Coding region: 1-1446 (481 amino acids)
Source: RefSeq, a predicted model, not a curated record
AUGUCCAACCUCAUCAACAAAGUCAAGGACGCCGUCAAGGGCCACAGUGACAACAGCCACGAGGAAUCUGCUCACUCUUCCAACCAAGGUCCUCAUGACAGCAACACCGCCAACAAUGCUGAUCCUCGCGUCGACUCGGACCGUGAUGGCCGUGCUGCUCACACCUCCACCACCUCCAACAUGACCCCUCACAACAACACCACCUCCACUGGCACCUCCGCCAACGCGUACGACUCUACUCAGUCCGCCAACCACGGUCCCCAUAGCAGCAACGUUGCUAACAAGGCCGACCCCCGUGUCGACUCGGACCGUGAUGGCCGUGCCAGCAAUGGCCACAACAGCACCUCUGCUGGCCUCGGCUCUCACUCUGCUUCCACUGGAGCUGGCUCCGGUCUGGCUACCGGUGCUGCCGCUCAUGAGUAUGGCUCCCACUCUACCAACCAAGGCCCCCAUGACAGCAACGUUGCCAACAAGGCCGACCCCCGUGUCGACUCGGACCGUGAUGGCCGUGCCAGCUAUGGCCACAACACCACCGGUCUCGGCUCCAACAACAACACCACCACCACUGGCACUGGCAUUGGCUCCCACUCCACUACCGGCCACCACGGCUCUCAGUCUGGUGCCGGUGUUGGCACUGGUCUGGCUACCGGUGCUGCCACCGGUGCUGCCGCUCAUCAGUAUGGCUCCCACUCUACCAACCAAGGCCCUCACGAUAGCAACCUUGCCAACAAGGCUGAUCCCCGUGUCGACUCGGACCGUGACGGCCGUGCCAGCUAUGGCCACAACACCACCGGUACCACAGGUACUGGCCUUCAGUCUUCCACCUCUGGCACUCACGGUUCUCACCACGGCACUUCCGCCGGUGUUGGCUCUGGUCUCGCUGCUGGCGCAGCUGCUCACGAAGUCGGCUCCCAGUCCACUCACCGCGGCUCCAACGUCUCCGGCACUACCGGUACCGGUAACGUCGGGAUGGCUGGUGCUGGCACCGAGGCUGGUUUGACCGGCCACCACGGUACCAUGGGCGGCGGCCCCGAUGCCACUAACAGCUACGCCACUGGCCCCGCCGACAACACCGCUGGUCCCCACAAGAGCGACCUUGCCAACAAGGCCGACCCCCGCGUUGACAGCGACCUCAGCAACUCUGGCCACAGCUUCGACCAGGAUGUCCACAAGGGCAGCAUCGGCGGUGCCGGUGUCAUCCCCAUCUCCGGCAACGCUGGCCCCACCUCCACCAAGACCUUCGAGGAGGCUCAACACGCCGGCUCUGCCGGCGCCGGUAGCAGCUACAACAACUCCAACACUGCUACCACCGGAUCCUCCGCCACUGGCCCCGGCCAGAAGACCGCUGGUCCCCACAAGAGCGACAUGGCUAACAAGCUUGACCCCCGUGUCGACUCUGACCUCGACGGUUCCAAGACUGUUGGCAACGCGCAGCAGCGUGCCUAA